This is a messenger RNA of Paramecium pentaurelia, 871 nucleotides long. The record is from the annotation of a GenBank genome assembly. NCBI's taxonomy places the organism in Eukaryota, Ciliophora, Oligohymenophorea, Peniculida, Parameciidae.
AUGAGUAUUAUUGCUCUUUUCAAAAAUUGUUAUGAACAUUUUAAAGGAAAGUUUUCAAAAAAUUAUAUUCCAGCUUAAACACCAAAAUUAUUUACUUAAAAGAAAGCAUUGGUUCUAGAUUUAGAUGAAACAUUAGUGCAUUGUGAAUUCAAGGAAAAUGAAAAUUUUCAACAUGAAGCCUUACUUAAAGUCAUACAUAGAGGAUAAGAAUACAAAGUAUAUUUAAAAGCUAGACCUUACUUAAAUCAAUUUUUAUUAGAAGCAAGCAAAGAUUAUGAAAUUUUUAUUUUUACUGCAGGUUAUGAAGCUUAUUGUUAAGAAGUAUUAAGUUUUAUAGAUAAAAAAAAAAUAAUUACUGAUUAUUUUGCAAGAGGAAGCUGUCACUUCAUAGAUGGGAUUUGUUACAAAGAUCUAUUAUUAAUAGAUAGGCCUUUGGAAGAUAUAAUCUUUAUUGAUGUAAAUAAAAAACAAUAAUUAGAAUAAUCCAAAUGCUUUUAUCAAGUACUAGAACAAUGGAUUAUUAAUUCCAUCAUUUUUAGAUUCAAAUGAUGAUGAUUGUCUUUUUAAAUUAAUUCCAUUUUUAAAAUAUAUGGCUAAAAAAAAAGAUGUUAGGCCAGUGGAAUAGCAUUUAAGAAAUUAUGAAGAUAAGAAUGGUACAUUAGUAUUCAGUGAAGCUCAAAAAACAAUAUAAUUAGAAUAAGAAGAACCAGAUGAAGAUACAUUAAGUGAAGGGAAAGUUGUAAAAAAAGAAUAAGAUGUUACAGAUUUAGAUAUCAAACAUAAAAAAACCUAAACUCAAUAAGAAACUGUUAGCAAGUUCAAAAGUAAAAUAAGAAGUGCUACCUUAUUUUCCAGUUCACAUAUUAAGUGA